Purpureocillium takamizusanense is the source of this 786-nucleotide messenger RNA. RefSeq lists its product as uncharacterized. Gene Ontology annotation, molecular function: phosphatidylserine decarboxylase activity. Lineage: Eukaryota; Fungi; Ascomycota; Sordariomycetes; Hypocreales; Ophiocordycipitaceae. The record is from RefSeq and is a predicted model, not a curated record. The coding region runs from base 1 to 786 and encodes 261 amino acids. The transcript has a single exon. Gene Ontology annotation, biological process: phospholipid biosynthetic process.
AUGGACACUCCUGCUUCCAUCACCCCCGAGUCUCUGCAGUCCUUCAAAGAUUCACCCCCAUACAAUUACGAAGAGGCCCUAGUGCCACCAGGAGGCUUUCGAACCUUCAACGAGUUCUUCGCCCGCCAUCUAAAGCCCGGAGCGAGACCCAUUGACUCGCCAGCGGACGACAAGGUCAUUGUCUACCCGGCUGACUGCACGUAUGACAACUCAAUCACCGAUCAGAGCAUCGUCAGCAUUCAGUCUGGAGGAGUCGUGAUGAUCAAGAACCUCCCGUGGACAAUCGGGUCGCUCUUGCAGGGCAGUGAAUUUGCGAACGACUUUGACGGUGGCGUCUGGAUGCAUGCCUUUUUGAACACAUUCAACUAUCACCGCCAACACGCACCCGUCGCCGGUACUGUCAUCGAGGCCAAGAACAUACAAGGCGCCGCCUAUCUCGAGGUCAACGCCAAAUGCCAGCCUAUCCGCGUCAUGUGUGGGCCGGAUGCCCCCGAUAGCCCUGGGUACCAGUUCCUUCAAAUGCGCGGAAUGGUGGUCAUCGACAACCCUGUUCUGGGCAAGGUCGCCGUGUUGCCCAUUGGCAUGGCCCAAGUCUCGUCUGUUAAGCUGUCGGUGAAGAAGGGAGAUGUGCUCAAGAAGGGAGACGAGAUUUCCUGCUUCCUGUUCGGCGGGUCGGACAUUAUUGUUGUCUUCCAAGCCAAGGCUGGGCUCAAGGUUGACAAUUUCGUUGCGUCGUCAGGGGAUACCUACUCAAAGAUGGGUACGAUCUUGGCUAGAGCGCCGUGA